Molecule: messenger RNA, 3032 nt
Organism: Tachysurus vachellii
Lineage: Eukaryota; Metazoa; Chordata; Actinopteri; Siluriformes; Bagridae
Product: phosphatase and actin regulator 1
Exons: 13
Coding region: 253-2139 (628 amino acids)
Biological process (GO): stress fiber assembly; cell motility
Molecular function (GO): actin binding
Source: RefSeq, a predicted model, not a curated record
UAUUAAGAAAGGGAGCGGAGCUGCUGCGGUUUUAGUGUUGCGUUGAAACAUCGGAUCACAGGCAGCGUUUUUUUUUCCCCACCGCUCACCUGUAGUAGAAAAUCCGACAUGAGAUCUCAGGUGCGUUUUGGUACGCGGUAGGGACGUCGGAAGGUAGUGUAAGAUAUUCGUGGUGGAAAUCAUUGGAUUUUUUUUUUUUUUUAAGAAGCCAUAUUUCUGCGUAAAGACGCGCUAUCAAUCGGUUUGUCCUCCAUGCUGAAGUCAGCGAGCUCUGGUAUGGCGGCCUGCGCCCCCGGGAGCCGCUUUAACGGCGGAUACAGCACCAGCAGCACCGGUACCAUCACCAUCACCAGCAGCACCGCGCCCGCUCCGCCUCCGGUCCCUGCGUACAAGGCCAAGCAGAAAGGCUUCUGCCUGGUUAGGAUGAUGAAUCUGAACGGUAAAAAAGGGACCACAGAUCCCCGUAAACAGCAGCACCAGCACGGCACCGUGCCCUUUAUCAUUCACUGCCACAUCGGUAAAGAAAUCAAGCACAUUUGUGGCAACUGCAGCCGCGCCUCCGAAGCGCAAGACGCGGAGGAGGUGGAGCGUUUGGCUGCCAUGCGUUCCGAGUCGCUCGUCUCCGGCACGCACACGCCGCCGAUUCGCCGCAGGAGCAAGUUCGCCACGCUCGGCCGACUUUUCAAACCCUGGAAGUGGAGGAAGAAGAAGAGCGAGAAGUUCAAGCAGACCUCAGCAGCUCUGGAGAGGGAGAUGUCGGCGAGGCAGAGCCGGGAGGAGCUCAUCAAGCGGGGAGUGCUGAAGGAGAUCUUUGAGAAAGACUCGAGGAUGGCUGUAGUGAAGCAGGAGGUGAGGCUGGAGAACGGUUUGUGCGCGACGCCCAACCCUUUAGAGAGCAGCCGAGCGACUGAGCUGCUACUGCAGGGACUGACAGACGGCCACGGGGCGGCUCCUCUGGAAUUCCGGGCCUCCAUGGAAGGCAGUGUUUGUCCUCAGGACCCCUCACUGAAGUCGUCCCUGGUUCUGCCUGCUAAGAAAUCUGUGGUUUUUGCAGGUGAGGUUCAGGAGAACUCUGCGAAAGCUGCGCUCUUCCACAAGCAGCCGCCAGCUCUGCCACCCAAGCCUUUUACACGGCAGAUCAACCACAGCAUAGAGCCAUGUCAGACCCUGAAGCUGCCCUGUGUUCAGGGCAAACACUCUCCUCCUCUUCCUCCUAAGAAGGUGAUGAUCUGCGUGCCGUCCGGAGGUCUGGAGCUGCCUGUCUCGUCCCCGAGCCCUCUCGCCACCUACCCCGGGAAGUGCACUCCCAUGAUGCACCACGGCAGCCUGGGGGGGCAUCACGGACACCCGCACCAGCUUCAGUACGGCAGCGUCCCCAGCCGCAUCAUCGAGGAGCUCAACAAGACGCUGGCGCUGUCCAUACAGAGGCUCGAGAGUUCUGCAUUGCAUUCUGGGCAGUGUGGUCUUUUGGAGAGCAGACCGGUGCCCACAGUGGUGAUCGAGUGUGAGGACGAUAAAGAGAACAUGCCCAGUGAGUCAGAUUAUGAGGACUUACCCAGCAUGUACAAGGAAGACCUGGAGGAAGAAGACGAGGAGGACGACGACGAGGAUGACGACUCGCUAUUCACGAAUACUUUAGCCUUGAAGGUGCUGAGGAAAGACUCGCUGGCUAUAAAGCUGAGUAACAGGCCGUCUAAGCGGGAGCUGGAGGAGAAGAACAUCCUGCCCAUGCAGACUGAUGAGGAGAGACUCGAGUCCAGACAGCAGAUCGGCUCCAAACUCACACGGAGACUGAGCCAAAGACCCACAGCAGAGGAGUUGGAGCAGCGAAACAUUCUGAAACCACAGAAUGAGCAGGACGAGCUGGAGGAGAAGAGGGAAAUCAAACGGCGACUCACACGCAAGCUCAGCCAAAGGCCCACAGUAGAGGAACUACGGCAGGCCAAGAUCCUGAUCCGCUUCAGCGAUUAUGUAGAAGUAGCCGACGCUCAGGACUACGACCGGCGGGCUGAUAAACCCUGGACACGCCUCACUGCUGCAGACAAGGCUGCCAUACGGAAAGAGCUCAACGAUUACAAGAGCAUGGAGAUGGAGGUGCAUGAAUCCAGUCGCCAUUUAACCAGGUUUCACAGGCCGUAGACGAGUGUAGACCGGACCACGCUGGACCAGAGUUCUCGGGUCUGGACCUCUCGUUCACUCCGAACCACAAAUGCUGGUCAAAUCGAUGGUGCACGAAAAUCACACAAAAAGCCAAGUUCUAGAGAGGGAGGGGCAAAUAUUUAUUUUAUGCCUUUUACAAAAACCCAGGACAUCGCCCCAAAGCCUCACCAGCCUGAAAUUUCGCUGUAAGAGGGGGAAAAAAAAAAAAACAUAAAAAAAACAACAAAAAAAAACAAAAAAAACACCAUGGCAGUAAACGUGUGUUUUUGCCUGGAAUCGGCUUUUCUGAUUAUUUUUUCGUUUCUUUUUUCCUCCCUGGUUCACCUUUUUCUUUUUUCUUUCUUUUUUUUUUUUUUCCCACGUCUUCUCCAGGGCGGUCAGAAGGUGGCGCUGGAACACUCCGGCUCAAACAGGGUUGGGGGGGAUUUUGAGAAUACGUGUUUAGAGCGCCGUCUCUCUGGCGCCCUCUGCUGGCCAACACCGUUAUACACACACACACACACACACACACACACACACACAUUGUACAGACUCUAUGGACCUCUGCAGUAAACUGUGAGCGGCGGAGCUCAGACGGCGCUUUGCGCUCUCGCCACGUGUACAUUAUGUUUAUACCGGAUUAUUGAGUAGAAUAUUUUAAACGUGUAAAAUUCAUUAUUAUACAAAUGAGGAACGGAAACCUUUAUUUAAAAAAGGAAGGGCUUGCUCGAUGGGAUCGGAUCAGAGGAUGCAGAUGUAUAUGUACAUGAUUAUAUAUGAAGUGUCUUUUUUAAUUUUUUUUUAAAAUGUAUUUAUUUUUUUCAUUCUGAACCUGCUAUUAAUUUUUCUUCUUCUUAUUAUUAUUAUUAUUAUUAUUAUUAUUAUAAUUUUUU